GAUGACCUAUAAACAGGUAACUCUGCCCAAUUAAUAUUAAUUGCUCUUAGGAUGUUAAGCUAUCGGUUAUAUCUGGCGUAGCUAAAAGCUUCCUUUCAUUUCUAUUUUGAAUAUCAGUUUUGGAAUUUUGUUUUCCUUUUGAUUGCAGUAAGGCAUGCAAAAGCAAAGAGGUGAACGUGGGAAACAAGCACAAGCUGCACAUCAAGUUGUUGUGCUGCCUGAGAUUGUUCCUGGGAAACUCACUGAACAGCAUUGGUUAGAACUACAAGAAGGGUACAAAAAUGAAGAUUAUGCCAGCGAGAUAGUAGAAGACAUUGUUAAUAUUGUGCUUAAUAAAGCAUAUGAUAUUUACUUGGAACGACAGCUUCUGCCCUAUACAGUCAAUGCUGCUAUAGAAGCUUUAACAUUAUUAGUUGAAUGGAAUUUCCUAAGACGUGAUGAAUCCCAAGUAAGUCCUACUUUGCAACCUGGUUGGAUUUCAAGUGAAGAACCCGUGCGACCAGAAAUUGAUAAUUGGGCACCAAGACACUACUGUGAGGAAAGCAGGAAGCUUAUUGAUAACACAGUUCAAGAGAGUGUCUCUCAAGAAGAAGCAAGAGACAUGGAAGCAGCUGCAGUGAAAGAAGAAGCAGCUAAUCAGCAUGAAGUGCCUGGAACAGAAAAUGAACAUCAGAGUCCAAAACGUAGGAAAAUGAAACCUCCUAAAUUUACAGGUGUUAAAGAUAUCAAAAUGCCCUUAAAAUUUAGCAACACUUCAUUAAAGGUAAGAUUUCUACUUCACAUAUAAUGCACUGUUCAUGAU
Octopus bimaculoides (California two-spot octopus) is the source of this 802-nucleotide messenger RNA. RefSeq lists its product as uncharacterized. The record is from RefSeq and is a predicted model, not a curated record. Lineage: Eukaryota; Metazoa; Mollusca; Cephalopoda; Octopoda; Octopodidae.